GUUGCCUCCCUUUAUUUCAUGUGACAGGGAAGUUGACAAAAUGUAAACAGAGAAAUGUUUUAAAAUGUAUACACUUUUCAACCUCGUCAGGCUGAUAACAGUAAAGGAUGAUGUCAAACCGGUGACUUUUGAGUGUUUUGCUUGGAGACAACACGGGGAAACAAGUUUGUUGUCCCUUGCUUGCUCUAAUGGGUUUAUUAUAUUGCGAUACUGCAACUCUGGUUGCACCCCUGUUGUCAAGCAGUUGCCAUGGCCACAGGAUCAUCCAAUCAAAUCAAUGUGCUUUGAUCCAACUGUCACCUGGCUACUGGUCCUGACAGAUAAUGGCAAUAUAUUCAUCAUUCCAGCUGUGCCAAUGCUGGACCCCAGCAUACAAGUCAACCAGUUGUGGAGUAUUGACGAUGUUACCAUAGUAACAGUUUGGAAGCCUCGUGGGACCCCUACACACAUGGUAUGGUGGCAGACACUAGACGGCCGCCAUAUUGCCAUCAUAGCUACAAAGUUGGGCGAGUUGUGCUUCAUUGACCUUGAGAGGCGUGUGAAGGUCACAGAGCGGUGUGUAGAUGAGCAUGUCAGCUCCACUGAACUCAUCCAGGAUGACCAACAAACCAUCACCAGCCUUCUGGUAACAGGAAAGACGGGCAAGCAGUGGAAGAUGUUGCUGGAGAAGAAGUGGGCUCGGUUGUCACUCCAGGAGGCAGAUAUGGCCCACGAGCUCGGAUAUGAGAACCUUGAUGGACACACAAUCACCUUUAUCACCAUCCUUGAUAAGACAGUUUUAGUUGAAAACCAAGAGGACAUGUUUGCCCCCGUGUUGCUGACCCAGUUCUCACGAUCUGUGACCUUGAACCCUCAGUAUGCCAAGGGCAGACAUCUUGUCACAGCAUACUGCACAAAGAAUUCAACUUAUGAGGUAUUUGCAAGUGACAUGGAGCAUAGCCCUUUGUUUGUGUACAAGCUGCCUAUUGGAUCCCUGUUCACAACGUUCACAGACAGACUGACAUUUCUGGCCAGCAAACUUGCAGGGGACCAGAAACUCACAAUUGUGUCCAAUCAGAGGGCAGAGGUGUCAGACAGCUCUGAACAUGAUUUCAACAAAGAUUCAGUUGUUCAACAAUUUGAAAUCCCUCCUGAUGAAAAACUUGUAUCCAUUCUUGCAAAACCAUUUCCAUUCUACUGGCAUGAGAAGCUUGAAGAGGACCACCACAAGCAUCUGGCUGACACUGAUGAUCACAAAAAUGCUGAGUCAUUGCCAUCAGCUUACAAUAUAAUUCUAAACUCGCACACUGUCCUUGAUGGUUGCAUUGUGAUUACCAACAAUACAGUCUAUGAAUGCAGACCAAGGAUUUCCCCAGAAAGGCUAUUUUUAGAACUGUGUAUUAGCCAGUCAGAUUCAAGCUUGGUGGAACAGCUUGGAAUAAGCCUCGGUUUGGAUUUGAACUUCCUCUUUGAAAUUGCCUCAGAUUAUUUACUGUCUCAUGGGAACUGCAAACAAGCAACUAGACUGUUCCAUUUGUCAAAAGGUAGCCCUAUUUCACGAAUUGCAAGCUUCUCCAAGUAUGGCUAUGUCCAUGAAAUUUUGCCUUAUUUACAACAAUUGCUCAGGAAAGGUAACUCUGAGCUGAACUUAGAUGAUCAUAGAAAGUUGGUGGAGCUGGGAUUGUACGGACUGGUUUACAGACUCACACUUGAACCAGACAACGAAGAACUCAUAAAUAACUUCAAGCAGUUUCUGGUUGACUAUGCUGAACAUGAGGACACCCAAAAGCUGACUAUUCAACUUCUGACAGAAGCUGGUCUGCUCAACAUUCUAAUGGAGUUCACAAUGGCCCGUGGGUUGGUGAUUGAGGCACUGCAGAGUCUGACAGAGAAGUUCCAGUACACACUGCCUGAUCAGACUGUAGAUAUGCUGAUAGGGCGAGGCUUUGGGGCCCACCUUGCGCAGGUUGCUUCAGGUGCGUUCUUGCAUGUCUUGGAGCUUCAUAAAGUGAUCCAGAUCUUUUGUGAACGGCCUCAGCUGGUGUCAAGAUUUUCUCACUUGUUGCUUAGCAACCUAUGUGACCUAGAUACAAAACAGUUGCUUGACCUUGCCUGUGCCCUUGACCCCUCACAACCAAUUAUCAGGGGCUUCAUUCAGAGGAAAAUGCGUUCUAGGCAACGAACCAGUUCUGUUACAUCUUUGACUGGUUCUGGAGAAUUCGGAGAGUCUGUUUCCAAUAGAAAUACUGUUACAGGGUCUAGAAGUAUGGAUGCUGUCAAAAUGGUGCACACAUUUCUCAUGGUGGUACUACAUUUAAACCAAAGAAGAACAGAAAACGGGGAACCAGUCAAUACUGACCUACUUUAUACAGAUAUCCCAACACUUCUUAAACAACUGGCCCAGUCUGCAUGUAAGGAAAAGCAGAAAGUCUCCAUCAAGCCUUUGCUUGUUGGGGCGGGACAGACGCACGCAGCCGCUGUGACCAGGCAUGGGGACCUGUACACUUGGGGCAGGAACUCACUGGGAAGGCUAGGACAUGGUGAGCAGAAAGCAUCGUCACAGACCAGUGGACCAUGCAAGGUUGCAACUUUCGCGACUCUGCAGAUCAAGGUGUUGUCUGUGGCCUGCGGGUUGAACCACACACUGGCCCUUACACAACAAGGGGUGUAUAGCUGGGGCUCCUCUGCUUAUGGCCAGGUAGGACUUGGUACCACCCAUGUGUACACGCGCCCCAUGCUGAUAGAGGAACUCUGUGGGGUCGUCUGCUCGGCCAUUGACUGCGGCCAGUAUCACAGCCUGGCACUGACUGACACAGCCCAAGUGUACAGCUGGGGUUGGGGUGUUCACGGCCAGCUGGGUCAUGGUGACACAGAGGAGAGACUGGUUCCCCGAUGUAUCACUGCACUCAGCAACCAGUCUAUAGUCCAGAUAGCAGGAGGGUACUGUCACACUAUCGUUCUCAAUAAUCAGGGAGAGGUGUACACAUUUGGGUGCGGCUUCUUUGGUCAGCUGGGAUUGGCCACAACCAACAAACACACCACCCCUGUCAAGGUGACUUUGAUCCCAGACAAGGUCAUUGCCAUAGCAACCAAGUACUUCCAUUCUGUUGCAGUUACAGCUCAGAACGUGGUAUACCAGUGGGGCAGUCACCCACACGGCCUCAGACAUUUUGUGCACAGUCAGCGCAGGUCACGCCAAACCGGAAAUGUCACUUUUGAGCAAGUGGAUGUUCAUCUACGUCCAAUGGUGGUGGACACUUCCUAUGUACAUGGACGUAUAAAACAGGUUUUUUGUGGCAGCUUCCACAGCGGUGUGAGGACCAAGGACGGGGAGGUGUACACCUGGGGACGCAACAUGGAUGGACAACUGGGCAACGGCACCAGGAGUGAAUUGAGACUUCCACAGAUGGUAACAACAAUAAAUGACCGUAAUAUCCGACACCUGACCUCCGGUGGAGAAUUCAAUGUUGCAAUGGAUACGGAGGGUCAGCUGUUUGUCUGGGGAAGAAAUGAAUUCUGCCAGCUUGGUAUGCAUGCCUCAGACGUGAGGCAAACAACAAAGGUCAUCAAGUUCACAGGAAGUAAAAAUGUGGGUCAGGACCUCACAGAGAUACUUGUCCCAGCACCACUAAGUCUGAACCCCCUGUCGCCAUCAGCAACUGUUGGGUCACCAUGGCACCAGACAGACAGUGGCAGCUUGAUGUCGUGGACAGAGGAGGAUGCAGAGGAUGAGACCAGUCUACAUAUUCCCAACCUGCAGGAAGUGGGUGACAGUCAGUAUGGUAGACUGGUUGUACCUGUUAUACUUCAGUGUGUGCCCAGUCUGACAAACUAUAGCAGCCUUCUGAGACAAGCGAUAGACAUGAAGGACUGGGUACUGGCUGCCAGUCUAAAUGCAUGCACGCAGGAAUACCCACAGGCUUUUGGAUAUCAUUUGAUGGCAAUAAGAAUGAACCAAUCAGCUGCUGACCCCCAAGAGAUGUUGAAAUCCUGUCUAAAGGCUACCAACUAUUAUUACAGACUUAUUGAAGAAGCGGGGAUUCAAGGCAGAUCCCUGGAAGAGGACAGGAGGGAGUUUCUUUACCAGUUGUUCUACCAUUGGGAGCAGAUGUCUGAUUCAGUCACAGAUCUGGAGCAGUUUCUGUCUGCACACCUGGAUGACCUGGCCUGUCUCCUAGCAACAAUACUCUUCAGUACCUCAGAAUCAACUGACAGUCAAGAAAAAAAGGAGCUUUAUCAGCCAAGCACAGCGUUCUUAUCCAAAUUUUCGGCCAGAUUUAAACUACAAAUUUCAUCAGUCCUUCUGAAGCAGAUUUCAUUGAUUGAAAAUGCUCAGUUUGCUUCAUCGUCAGCCUACCAGUCCAUUCAGAAACUUGGCGGCGACGCAUUUGAGACCAUCCCUAAUGCCAUGCUAGACGGGGACAAACUUCCUUAUGAUCAGCUGUGGUUGGACAUCCUUCAAAACCUUCAGAAAGGUCAGGACACUAGAAACUACAUUUAUGUUACCCACAAUGAGCUGGACAGGCUUCAAGAUCGUGUCUCAAGUGGGGAUCAAGGCCAGAUAACUAGGGCAGUGUUCUUUACUUGUGGUCAUUAUUACACUAAGGAUUUGUUCACAAAUGAAAUAGAACGAUUUAACCUUGAGUCUUUCAUUGGUGGAUUCAAAUUGCCAGAGACAUUGUCUGUGAUAAGAGAGUAUUACAGCAGAAAGGAAGCCAUGCCGCUUGCCUGUCCAAGAUGUGUUCUGAGUGCCUUGAAUACAGCUGUAUAAGUUUAUAUGAACAUGGGGCUUAAUGCAUGUGCACAGUCAUCCCAGAUUAGCCUGUUCAGUCCGCAUAGGCUUAAUAGGGACGACACUUUCAGCUUUUAUGUCAUUGUUGUUUUAAGAAGUCUCUUCUUGACCAAAAUCCCGGCUACGCAGUCUUAUCUGUGACAAUACUUUUUGCACAUACAUUAAGGCUUAUUUUCCCACUGCGAGAGCCAUAUGAAAAUGUCGGUUUUUGACAUUUUUUAAUGCAUGAAAAACAUUGGUGCUCACUGCCCAAUGCAAAUACAAAACAGUGGCUGUUACAUAUCAAUUAAAGUUUAACCCUUUGCAUGCUGGGAAAUUUGUCGUCUGCUAAAAUGUUGUCUGCAGAAUUUCUAAAAUUAGCAUUUUCUUCUAUUUUUUUCAAAGAAUACUAUCAGAAUAGCAAACAGUUUGGAUCCUGAUGAGACGCCACGUUCUGUGGUGUCUCAUCUGGAUCCAAACUGUUUGCAAAGGCCUUUAAAAUUCGGUUCCCGCACUGAAAGGGUUAAAACAUAUUUCCAUUAUUUAUCAGGAACCAUGCAAUAUUAUACUUAAGUCAUUAACACUUUGUAUUAUGUGCAUUCAUUCUAUUUGUACGAGUUAGCAUUUUGUGGAUUUACACAAUUAAACUUAUUUGUUGCAUGUUAAAUUCAUGGAUAUUUAGCUCAUCUGAGCACAAAGUGAAGCCUUACAAACAUUGACUGCUCAGGACAUUUAAGUACCUUCAAGUCUAAGGUGAGCAUCUUAGGGCCUUUGGCCUACUUGUUUAUAAUGUCUGAAUCAUAGGACAGAAACGUUUGUUUAACAUUUAUGUCCAGGUAGUGUAGAGCGGAUCCACUCAAAUCCACUUAAAUCAGUGUCAAACAAAUAAUGUUGGUUAUAACUUAAAAGCCAGAUCAUAUAGCGCCAUUGCUUAGAUUACUAUUUUUUCAUGUUGUUUUUUCCUUAGAGAUUCUUAAAAUCAUGAUCACACAUUGCUAUAUUCGACUUGAAGUUAUUUUUUCUGAUCAAAGAUUUAUUGAUUACAUGUACUUUAGUGAGCAUGUGUUAUAUUCUUGCUAACCAGAUUCAUAGUUUGCAUAGAAGAGAAUCUGUAUAGCAAUGCAUUGUACAUUUGUUGACUGCUUAAUCAAAACUGAAGUUAGUCAACAGUUUACUACUUUAUAAUACCUUGAAUCCUUGUGCAAUAACUUAUAGAAAUGUGUGAACUGCAUAAUCAAUUUAUUGAGCAUAGCUAUAAAUAAAUGAAUGCAACUUAUUUGUAACACUUAUGUUUGAUGUACCGUAAUUACUGUUGUUGUUUUUUAAUUAUUAUUUUAUUUUAAUUUUUUCCAAAAAUUUAGAUACCAAAAAUAUUCCAAUAGUAGGAGUGUCUGAAAAUUUAGAGACAAAUAUGUUAUGUUUGCUUGUCAAUUAUUAUAUCGAAAUAAAACCAAUUAAUAAAUGUGCAAUAAUUGUA
Molecule: messenger RNA, 6227 nt
Organism: Dreissena polymorpha
Lineage: Eukaryota; Metazoa; Mollusca; Bivalvia; Myida; Dreissenidae
Exons: 27
Coding region: 65-4750 (1561 amino acids)
Molecular function (GO): protein binding
Source: RefSeq, a predicted model, not a curated record